AUGGAUCUGUACACUCUUCCCAAUGCCACUGAGCCUCCUCAGCCCACGGCUUCGCCUAUCUCAAUCCCGUCGAUCCUCUCCGCUACUACACUCACGGUCUUUCUGAUCAGCCUCGUCUACUGGUGUGUGCAAGACUUUCGUCUUUACAUAUCUUUGGGGCCUGGUGGUCCUCCAUACAACAUCUGGGGCUGGUUACUCACCUCUUUCAUCGUCAGACCGUUCACUCUCGCUGCUGAUGAAACAACAUGGACUGGGGAUUACCCGGAUACUGGGUGUCACAAGGAGAUCGAGGCUCUGCCAGAGCGUGCUAGGGGACGACCGGUGGUCCUGGGGAUUGCUCCUCAAAGACAACUAACUCAACUUGCUGAACCAGACAUGAACAAGCGUGUGUUAUCUCUCCUGUCAUCUGCGGUGCAGAACAACCCCAAGUUGUUGCAACAAAGACUUUCCGAGUUUGAGAAACAUCAUAUUGCGCUGUUUGUCCAUCCGAGUCUUUUCUCCAAGCCUGCAAAUCUUCCGGAAACGGCCAUCAGAUCGAGAGGAGAAUUGGGGCAUAUUCACGACGAAACCUCCCUUCACCUGUACUUUUCACCUGCCGACGCCAAGGUCAUCAUCGAGAAAGGUUGGGCGGAACGACACCGAUGUGCACGCACUCAGCCAUGGUGGUUUGGUUGCAAGAAAUUCAUGUUCAAGAUCGGUGACACUUUUCUGCUGCUUUACGCCCCUCGAGAUGAGGCCGAGUUUGGCGUUCUGAAGACUCUGAUCAGAGCAAGUGCCAGGUUUAUGACUGGACAGGAGGAUAUUGCGGAACCGUGA
This is a messenger RNA of Capronia coronata CBS 617.96, 816 nucleotides long. RefSeq lists its product as uncharacterized. The coding region runs from base 1 to 816 and encodes 271 amino acids. The record is from RefSeq and is a predicted model, not a curated record. The transcript has 2 exons. Lineage: Eukaryota; Fungi; Ascomycota; Eurotiomycetes; Chaetothyriales; Herpotrichiellaceae.